GUCCAUUUCUCACUCUGACCUCACAAGGAGCAACUGUGAGGCAUGAGGGUCCCCUAUAUAAGGCCGUGGGCUGGGCUGCAGCUCUGUCCCUACAGAGCAGGGAGCUGACUUAGGUGACCUGUGGGACUCUCAUAGCUAUCUGGUUAGUCGUUGAGCUGAGACUUUGCCACCACCUGUCUGCACGUGAGCACAGUGACCACCUAGCCUCAUGGACUGCCAUCCCAACACCAAGAGCCUGAACAGCCAAUAUAUGGUCCAAUUUCCCAUCGGCCACGGUGCAUUUGGCUCUGUGCAGCUGGCCUACCAUCGCCUCACAGGCAUCCCGGUGGCAAUCAAAGUGAUAGAAAACCUCGAGGAGGACGUCCGGUUCAUCAUAUCUGAGAUGAUGGCCCUCGAAAGACUGUACCACCCCAACAUCAUUCGCCUCUUCCAGGUGCUGGCAACAACAGAGCAUAUUUACUUCAUCAUGGAGUUGGCCCCGGGAGGAGACUUGCUCCGAAGAGUGAAGAAGGAGGGCAGGCUGCAGGAGGAAGAGGCACAGAAAAUAUUCGGGCAGAUCCUGUCAGCCAUCAAGUAUUGUCAUGACCUGAACAUCGUCCAUAGAGAUCUGAAGCCCGAAAAUAUCCUCCUUGAUGAAGAGGGCAACGUGAAGCUGGCAGACUUUGGCCUCGCCACCAGUUGGAGACCUGGAACACUACUACACCAGCAAUGUGGGACCAAGAGAUUCAAUGCCCCAGAACAGGUCCUGGGGUUGGGCUAUGAUGGGAAGAAGACAGAUGUGUGGAGUCUGGGUGUGCUACUGUAUUUGAUCACCACCGGGAACCACCCCUUCCAAGGAAACACCAUGGAAGAGAUCGAGGGGAAGAUCGUCACAGGUAGCUAUGAUAUUCCAGCUCACGUCUCUGGGCAACUGGAAAAUUUAAUUCAUCAAAUAUUGACAGUUGACCCAGAGAGGAGGCCCUCCAUUGAAGACCUUCAGCAACAUCCAUGGGUUAUGAAGUGGAACAUCCCAAGUGAAACCUUGUUAGAUCCCAAGGUUUUAGACACACUCUCUGACCUCGGCUUUAAUAGGAAUGACGUUUUGGAAUCCCUGCAAAACAACAGAUAUGAUGAGUUAAUGGGGACAUAUCUCAUAAUCAGAGAGCAGGCCCGCAAGGGGCUGCCCCUUGAGUUCGGCUGCAACACCUCAGUCACGUCUGUGGACGUUGGAGCUGCGCCUCCUGUGUCCCUAGUAUGUCCCUCUGUCUCUGGUCUUCCCCCAAAACGGAGGGCCAGUGAGCCCACCUUUGGCCUCCUCCACACCCAGCCUUCACACCAGCCCCUGCCUGUUGUGCCAGCAGCCCCAGGGCAGAAGGUGGCCAGAAGUGCCUCCAUGCCUAUAUGUUGUCCCCAGAAGAAGAGCCCCACGUGGAGCUCUGCCACCCUAUCCAGAGGUGAGACUUCUCUGAGUGUCUCCAGCAGCAUACCAGAAGAGGAAACCACUCCAUCCUCUGGAAAUGACUCUGACAUGGAAAAUGCACAGAACCCUCAGAACAUCGGGUGUUUCCAGAGACUGUGCAAGAGAAUCAGGGCCUGCUUCUCCAGAUUAUGCUGCUUCUCGGGGGAUCAAGAGACACAAGUCCAGCACAUAUUCAAAAACAAAGUGGCUCCUGCGACAGAGACAGGAUGAAGAGCCCAAGGAAAUGGGCAUGCAGGUUUGAGAGGGUGCAUAUGUGCUUUGCAUUUUAUUUUCUCUGCCUUUUCACCGAAAAAGCAGAAAUGUACAUGUUUGUUUUGUGGGGUCCAAUGGGAUGUUCAGAUGUAUUUCUACACCAGCUGGAUUAAACCCUAACACUUAGCAUACCUCCUCAGGAAGAAAUCCUGCUGGAACAUACUCAGGUGGUGUCUGAUGUAACUGAACUAGCAGAAGACACCAAAGACUGUGAUCAGAGUGAGGUGGGUGGUGGGUGUUGUGCUGUGGAGCUGUUGUC
Peromyscus leucopus (white-footed mouse) is the source of this 1970-nucleotide messenger RNA. Its product is annotated as putative sperm motility kinase W. Gene Ontology annotation, molecular function: protein serine/threonine kinase activity; ATP binding. Gene Ontology annotation, cellular component: cytoplasm. The coding region runs from base 209 to 1669 and encodes 486 amino acids. The record is from RefSeq and is a predicted model, not a curated record. The transcript has a single exon. Gene Ontology annotation, biological process: protein phosphorylation; intracellular signal transduction. Lineage: Eukaryota; Metazoa; Chordata; Mammalia; Rodentia; Cricetidae.